AUGAUUGAUCUGGAACAGGUCCACGACAGCAUCGCCAGCACCCCGUCAAAAAUCGUGCUGUUGGUUGCCGAUGGCCUCGGUGGGUUACCCCAUCCCGACACCCGCAAGUCUGAGCUGGAGACCGCGCACAUCCCCAAUCUGGACGGAUUGGCCCAACGCAGCGCCUGCGGACUCACCACUCCGGUGGAGAUCGGCGUUGCUCCGGGCAGUGGGCCCGGCCACCUGGCGCUGUUCGGAUACAACCCGUUGAAGUACCUGAUCGGCCGUGGCGCGCUGGAAGCCCUCGGCAUUGGCGCCGAGUUGCUGCCCGGAGACGUGGCCGCUCGCGGCAACUUCUGCACCGUGGACGAUGACGGCGUGCUCACCGACCGUCGGGCCGGCAGAAUUCGCACCGAACUGAGCGCCCAACUGUGCCAACGGCUGGACGGCAUCGAGAUACCCGGCGUCCAGGUGGACGUGCUUCCGGUACAGGACUAUCGGUUUGUACUGCGUCUACGCGGCGACGGCCUGUCCGAAGCCGUGGAGGAGACCGACCCCCAACGUGAGGGAUUGCCUCCCCGUCCAGCUCGCGCGUUGGUUCCCGCGGCGGAACGAACCUCUGAAAUCGUUCAGGAGUUCGUGUCCCAGGCCGGUCGGGUUCUUUCCGAAGAACAGCCCGCCAACAUGGUGCUGCUGCGCGGAUGGGCUCAACUGCCCAACCUUCCGGAUUUCGGCCAAGUUUAUCAGCUGAACCCGGCCGCUAUCGCCGCCUAUCCCAUGUACCGGGGUCUCGCCUCGGUCGCUAAUAUGCGGAUCAUCCCUACCGGCAUGACCUUCGGCGACGAGGUGGACACCCUGCAUGCCAACUGGGAAGACCAUGACUUCUUCUUCAUUCACUACAAGCCUGCCGACGCCGCGGGCGAGGACGGCGAUUUCGAUGGCAAGGUGAAAACUCUGGAGGUGUUGGAUGCCCACAUACCGCGCAUCCUGGAACUUGAACCCGACGUGCUGAUGGUCGCCGGAGACCACUCCACCCCCGCCAUCAUGGCGUCCCAUAGCUGGCACCCCGUUCCCUUCAUGCUCCACUCCCGGCUGACCCUUGGGGAAGGCAUCGAAGGUUUCAACGAGCGCGCGUGCGCCCAGGGUUCUAUCGGUCGAAUACCGGCCGAAACCAUCAUGCUGCUGGCCCUGUCUCACGCCGGAAAAUUGUCCAAGUACGGCCCGUAG
Geodia barretti is the source of this 1206-nucleotide messenger RNA. NCBI's taxonomy places the organism in Eukaryota, Metazoa, Porifera, Demospongiae, Tetractinellida, Geodiidae. The record is from the annotation of a GenBank genome assembly.